This is a messenger RNA of Neoarthrinium moseri, 1077 nucleotides long. RefSeq lists its product as uncharacterized. Gene Ontology annotation, cellular component: high-affinity iron permease complex; plasma membrane. The record is from RefSeq and is a predicted model, not a curated record. The transcript has 4 exons. Bases 1 to 1077 code for a protein of 358 amino acids. Gene Ontology annotation, molecular function: ferrous iron transmembrane transporter activity. Lineage: Eukaryota; Fungi; Ascomycota; Sordariomycetes; Amphisphaeriales; Apiosporaceae. Gene Ontology annotation, biological process: iron ion transmembrane transport.
AUGCCCGACGUAUUCUCCGUGCCCGUCUUCUUGAUCGUCUUCCGAGAGACUUUGGAGACGGUCAUCAUCGUGUCUGUUCUCUUGGCCUUUCUCAAGCAAACUCUCGACGGGCCAGAUCGAGAUGUCCAAGUGUACAAGAAACUAGUGAAGCAGGUAUGGCUGGGCGUUGGCCUGGGCCUUCUUAUCUGCUUCGUUGUCGCCGGAGGCUUGAUAGGCGCUUUCUAUACCCUGGGGUCGAAUACCUGGGAGGCAAACGAGUACUACUACGAAGGCGCAUUCGCCUUGGUCGCGUCCAUCAUCAUUACAAUAAUGGGCGCAGCCCUGCUUCGGGUCGGUAAGAUGCAGGAAAAGUGGCGUGUCAAGCUGGCGAAAGCUCUGGAAGCACCAGUAAAGACGAGCGGCCCGAGCAGCGGUUGGUUCAAACGCUUCGCAGAGAAGUACGCCAUGUUCGCUUUGCCGUUCAUCACCGUGCUUCGUGAAGGCAUCGAGGCGAUCGUCUUUGUUGCAGGCGUGACAUUUUCAGCUUCUGCUACAGCUAUUCCUCUCCCUGUUGUCGUCGGUCUGAUAGUAGGCGUUCUGGUUGGAUACAUUCUCUACAAAGGAGGAUCUUCAGCGAAGUUGCAGUAUUUCCUGGUCGCAUCUACCUGUCUCCUCUACCUUGUCGCAGCGGGCUUGUUUUCGAGGGCGGUAUGGUAUCUGGAGACACAACAGUGGAACAAUGUAGUGGGUGGUGAUGCCGCAGAGCUGGGCGACGGAGCUGGGUCGUAUGACAUUGAUAAGAGUGUCUGGCACGUGAACUGCUGUAACCCGGAAUCCAAUGAUGGGAGUGGCUGGGGCAUCUUCAAUGCCAUUCUUGGCUGGACGAACUCGGCGACUUAUGGCUCAGUCAUCGCGUACAACGUCUACUGGAUUUUUGUCAUGGCCGGCUUUUUCGUAAUGAGAUUCCGUGAGGUCAAGGGGCAUUGGCCCUUCAUGAAGGCCAAGUCAUCGUCGACAAAGAGUCCUCAUGCAGCUGAAGACAGCGGGAACGAGGCUGUCCACGGAACCACUGGGUCAGAGAAGGUGGCCUCGUCGUAG